AUGCCUCCCGACAGCCAUAUGUCACCAUUUAUUAAAGCUGUGAUUGAGAAGCAAAAAGAAAAAGAUCGUAAUAUUGUUCACGUCAGAGGAGGCAAAUAUCGAAACGCAUACACAGUCGAAAAGGACAUCCUUUACCAACAUUCACCAUAUCUUGGAGAAGCUUGCGAACGCUAUUCAGAAGGACUUGAGUGUGCCACUAUAGAAUUUCUUAAGACGAAUGAUAAUACUUUCAAGCUCUUCAGAGACUGGCUUUACAAGCAAGAGCUUGGCAGCGCUUAUGAGGAAAUUGCUGAAUGGAAAGCCGAAAAGGCGAAAAAUAGCAAAGGGGCUGACCUUGACAACAAAAGUAACGAAAGACCACUCAUAGGCUUCGAUGAAUCUAAAGGAAAUGACGACUUAAUGAAGAACAGCAACUCAAAGGGAAAGAUGAUUUUAGAGACGAAAAACGGUGAUCUUGACGACAGAAGUAAUGUAGCACUUACAAACUUUUGUUAUCCUCAUAUGACUGCUCUUCUGGAUCUUUACUUAUUUGCUGAUAUGGCUCGUGUACCAGCUUUGAAGAAUCAAUGUAUUAAAAAGUACUAUGAAUUUACAAAGGCGACGGGAUACAUCACAACUUCAUGGCUUUCCUACAUGUGGAAGUACACAACAAAAAAUAUGUUAAUACAUAAAUUCCUCCUAGAUUUACUCACAUGGGAGAUGCCUCCUUCACUGACUGAAACGAAUUCGAAAGACUUCCCUGAAGAACUAAGACUGGAGCUCUUAGUCAACAUGGGAUACGUCAUUCAGAUAGCCCGUCAUGGCUCAUCGGGAUUGGAAAAUAGUAAUCCUUUGAGAGAUUUGUCCAAUUACUAUGAAAAGAUUGACUGA
Molecule: messenger RNA, 870 nt
Organism: Sclerotinia sclerotiorum 1980 UF-70
Lineage: Eukaryota; Fungi; Ascomycota; Leotiomycetes; Helotiales; Sclerotiniaceae
Exons: 2
Coding region: 1-870 (289 amino acids)
Source: RefSeq, a predicted model, not a curated record